ACCUCUCCGAGACAUUCCGCACCCUCCUGAAACUCUUCCACUCACUUUGUCUCAAAUUGAAGAGUCUGUCUGAGGAGAGAGAGGGAGGGAGAUUUACGCGUCUCCAUCUCUAUUGCGCACAGAGUACUGCUCGUUUAUCUUUCGUUUCAAUGUUUCUUUAAUUUGUUCACUUCCUCUCCAGCCGAACCGGAUCGAUCGCCCCCCGUCACCGGAGGUCGGGGAUGACGGAUGCGCUUGUGGAGAGCCACUUUCCCUGGAUAUAAACAUGCGACGGGAGCUUGGUUAGACCAAACCAUGGAAACAUGUGUGAAAUGAGUGAUUCUUUGUGUGCAAGGAUAUACUGAGACCCGUUUUGCGCUGUUACUGCCCUUCACUGCGCAUUUAUUGAGACGUUUGGAGAGAUUUGGAUCCGUCGGUGUGAUUGGAGAGGUCCUCUCUCUCCGGUAGCGCAAGAAUCUAUGGAAAAUCACAUCGUGGGACAUGGAUAGACAGUUUGAGCCAUCUGUGGAUGUAGUGCCGAUGAUCAGAGCCCCCGUCUGAGGUGUGCUGUAGGUCUGGUGGUCUUGGGGAGUUUGUGGUAUGCGAACGCAACGACGCGCCGCGUCCUCCUCGCCUUCUGUCCGGGGCGCACAGACAUCUAACGGUGUCCGCUAGAUUCAUCAUGCUGAGGCAGAUGCUGUUGAACUCCACGGCAGCGGCGCGAGACUUCGACCUGAUGACCAACACGCACACGUCGGCACCGAUGAACGUGUCGCACGGGCCAGUGAGCGUGUCGGCCCUCCUGAAGCCCACGGGCCGCGGGAGCGCGCUCCGAGAGGGCGAGCCCGACAAACCCGACCUGGCCACGUACGUGGUGAUGUGUCUGGUGCUUUUCCUGCUGGUCCUCCUCAUCGUGUUCUUCAUCAACUGUCAGCUGAGAAACUCUUUCUUCGCAUCCAUGCCUUACGACCGCUCACUGCGAGAGGCCCGCAGCUCCUACAAAUGACCGACUUGAGCCCGAAAUGAUUGGAUCGUGCCAUUGGAACAUAUAGAAUGCAAAGUGAUGUGGAUAAUAUAGAACCAGCCCAGAUUGAAGAUGAACUCAUUGAUCUGUCUGUAUAUAAUGACUGUUUUGUACUUCUGCACGGCCUUUUCUGUCCAUAUAGGGUUUAUCACAAGUUGUGUGCAUUGUGUAAGACAGAUUAUUUUCUUGUACGGUGUUAAAACAUGAUUAAAUCUCACAUUCAUGAC
Molecule: messenger RNA, 1230 nt
Organism: Ctenopharyngodon idella (grass carp)
Lineage: Eukaryota; Metazoa; Chordata; Actinopteri; Cypriniformes; Xenocyprididae
Product: small integral membrane protein 32-like
Exons: 2
Coding region: 662-985 (107 amino acids)
Source: RefSeq, a predicted model, not a curated record